AUGGCUUGGAGUUAUGUUAAAAUGUCAAUGUUCGGGAUAGCCGCAGCAUACUUAAGGGACGAUGAUAUCAUGGCCACGGUGGCCGUCCUCGUUCAGACGCCACAAAAACACCCUUGGGGAGGUUCGGUCCUAGGCCACAAGACUUACAAGCGUGAUCGAGUUGCGGCAGACUGGCAGCUGAAUCAGGACUACUUCGUUGAACAUCCACUUUACAAUAAGGAACAUUUCAGAAGGAGGUACAAUCUUUUGGCCUAG
Molecule: messenger RNA, 255 nt
Organism: Miscanthus lutarioriparius
Lineage: Eukaryota; Viridiplantae; Streptophyta; Magnoliopsida; Poales; Poaceae
Source: the annotation of a GenBank genome assembly